Messenger RNA from Ornithodoros turicata, 618 nucleotides. RefSeq lists its product as uncharacterized. The coding region runs from base 88 to 531 and encodes 147 amino acids. The record is from RefSeq and is a predicted model, not a curated record. Lineage: Eukaryota; Metazoa; Arthropoda; Arachnida; Ixodida; Argasidae. The transcript is spliced from 4 exons.
AGAAACGCCACGCCUGCGCGGUGUGGUACGGACACGUGAAUGGUACGACAUGGCUCGUGGAAGAUCAAACACUGCUGAUCGACACUGAUGCUCGGGGAACAGCGCUUCAAAAUCUAUCGAAGAAGCUGGACGCUCCACAGCUCCCGCUGCAGGCGCACACGACUGCACCGCCCACACAACCCCAUCAUCAUUACCAGGCCAUAUCAUCAACUGCUCCUACCCUGCAGCGUGCAGUACAAGUGCAGCACGCCCCACCGACCGAGCGACAAGGCCGAUCUUGGUGACGGUGUAUACAUACCACAGGACAAGCUAGACAUGGCCAUGCUGAGCAGCACAGAUUCGAUAUUUGUGCGGGAAAUUGCACGUUCGCUUUGGGCACCGGAGGAGCUUCGGGGGCGUAGUGUCACCGGGAAGCCCUGUCAACGGUACUUGAAACAAGGCAUCAAAGCCAAACGUGCUUUGACGCCCAGGAAGGUUGGAGCACUAAAACGUCGUGAAGGUUUUUCGGCUGGGUUUUUCUCCUUCACCUGAUUGGCAUCACAAUUGGCACAAUUCCCAGCACAAUUGGCUUUACAAUUGGCAACUUGAUUGGCAUUAAUAAAUAUAUUUUCACUCGUA